Messenger RNA from Diaporthe citri, 777 nucleotides. RefSeq lists its product as uncharacterized. Bases 1 to 777 code for a protein of 258 amino acids. Gene Ontology annotation, molecular function: catalytic activity. NCBI's taxonomy places the organism in Eukaryota, Fungi, Ascomycota, Sordariomycetes, Diaporthales, Diaporthaceae. The record is from RefSeq and is a predicted model, not a curated record. The transcript is spliced from 4 exons.
AUGGCCGCAAACGAGAAAUCCACGACAUCCACGACACGGCCACCUGGGAAAAUUGAAAACUGCACUACGGAAUGGUCGGGGGCCGUCCGUGUCAAGGUGCUGCAGACAGGAAAGGCCGACGUGCCCAUCCUGCGGUGCGUGGACCUCAACUACGCCAAUCACAUCCGCGAGGCGGGCAGGAAGCCGCCGCCGUUCCCCUUCAUCUUCUUCAAGCCCAGCACGUGCGUGCACGACCACGGCGCCGACGUGGUCGUCCCCCAGAUCGCCCAGGACGACCAGGCCGACUACGAGGGGGAGCUCUGUUUCGUCAUAGGCCGGGACGCCAAGGACGUGUCCCGGGAGGACGCGCUGUCGUAUGUCGCGGCCUACACCUGCGGCAACGACGUCUCCUCCCGGAGGCUGCAGCGGGACCCUGCGUUUGCGGGCGUGAUACCGCAGUGGGGGUUCUCGAAGGGGUUUGACACUUGUGCGCCGCUGGGCCCGUGUCUCGUGAGGUCCGACUUUAUCGGGGAUCCUGCGAGGCUUGACCUUGCUACGGUUGUGAACGGGCAGGUGAGACAGAAGGAGUCUGUCGGGGUUCUUCUCUUCGACUGUGCUUAUUUGAUCUCGUACUUGUCAAGCGGGACUACUUUGCAGAAGGGGUCUGUCAUAAUGACGGGGACUCCCGGAGGUGUUGGAAUGGGGAUGAGUCCUCCGCAGUGGCUGAAGCCGGGGGACAAGAUCGAGGUAAAUAUCUCCAAGAUCGGGACCCUUCACAACGGGGUACAAUAUGCAUAA